Tribolium madens (black flour beetle) is the source of this 1929-nucleotide messenger RNA. Its product is annotated as LIM domain-containing protein unc-97-like. Gene Ontology annotation, biological process: cell-cell junction organization; positive regulation of substrate adhesion-dependent cell spreading; positive regulation of integrin-mediated signaling pathway. Gene Ontology annotation, cellular component: cell-cell junction; focal adhesion; cytoplasm. Lineage: Eukaryota; Metazoa; Arthropoda; Insecta; Coleoptera; Tenebrionidae. Bases 73 to 699 code for a protein of 208 amino acids. The transcript has 3 exons. The record is from RefSeq and is a predicted model, not a curated record.
GAUUAGAAGUGGUUUACGAGAGGAAAAAUCCUUUUUGGUACACGAGUGCUACGUGUUACGUGCGUUAAAUUAAUGUUUUCUAAAAAGGACUUAUCUCCAAGUAUUCCCUCAUUGGGUUCAAUUUCUCAGAGCCGAAUUUUCCAAAGAAGGGCAAACUCUAAAGAUGAUCUUUCGGAAUAUCGUAAUUUUCAAGAUAUCGACUACGACUUUAUCGAGGAACCCUAUUCGCAAAACCAACACCAUGGCAUGUUACGCACUACGACAUACGACACAGUCACUUCCACCAUGUCCCUGGACAACAUGCUGUGCGCCCGUUGCAGCGACGGUUUCGAGCCCCACGAAAAAAUCGUUAAUUCGACCGGCCAACUGUGGCACCAACAAUGUUUCGUUUGRGCCCAAUGCUUCCAAGAGUUCGAAGACGGCAUUUUCUACGAAUACGACGACCGCAAAUACUGCGAGAGAGAUUUCCAAAUUCUCUUUGCUCCAUGUUGUGGCAAAUGCAACAAUUUUAUCAUCGGACGGGUCAUCAAGGCGAUGAAUGCCAGUUGGCAUCCGGAAUGUUUCCGUUGCGAGAUGUGCGAGACGGAAUUGGCCGACACCGGAUUUAUUAAAAAUGCCGGACGAGCGCUGUGUCACGAGUGCAAUGCUAAAGUUAAAGCCAUAGGGUCGGGGAAACACGUCUGCCACAAGUGCCAGUAAGCGAAUCUUCCUAUAGUAGGCUGAGACCUCGAAAUUGAGUUGGCAACGUUGAAUAAUGUAAUUGUGACUGUUGGCACCACUUGGCGUUUAUUAAGUUUGUGACGUUUGUAUUUGAUGAUCAGUGUUGCCAAAUUAUUGGCAACAUUGAAUAAUGUCGAUUGUCUAUAAUCCAUUUCAUUUAAAUUGGCAUAACAGUAGGCCAUGAUUGUGUAAACUGCGCUUUAAAUGUGAAAAAGGCUUUACAUAUUAAGGAACUAAAUUUGUGAAAAGUGAGGUGAAGAUAGUUAAAAUUUUAUUUUUCAAGAACCCUCUUUCAAAGGUUUUCAGAGAGAGUUUUUCUCCAUAAAAAGUUUCAUCCCUUUGUAGAUGUAGUUUUGACACCAAAAACAUACACUAUUUGCUUUGUAGAAAAUACAGACUUUCGUUGAUAAUAAGUGGCUUUCAGGAAUUUUAAAAGACGUUUUAUUCACACCGGAGAUGAAACACAAUUUAUUUUCCGUGAAAGUUGCAGCCAAAAGGGGUUUGGAUUUUGUCUUUAAAAAUGUAGGACAAAAUUGUGAAUUUUUAAACAAUGGUAAAGUUGUUGCGAUCGGAGUGAAAAAAGGAAAUCUGUACAAAAUGAAGCUUCGCGUACUGAAGCCUGAAAAAUCGUGUUUUGCCGUGGAUAAAAUAAUUUGGCUUAAUUCAAAUUGGUAUAUUUGAUUCCAUUAACCUAAAAUGCCUAAAACAGGAACAAAAAGAAAUUGAUUAUGUUUUCAAACAUACCUUAGCGUGUACUUUAAAUCUGGGGUUCUGAAGAGAACUACUUUUAAUUAUAAUUUGAAAAAAUAGUAGGAAUAACGAACAACCAACGAAAACAGUGAAAAAACGAAUACAAAUGUCAGUCAUGUCAGUUAAGUAAACCAUGUAGGUAAGUGAUCAAAGAAAAACAAAAACCCCAUCAGCUGUUAUAUCAGGGACAUGCACAGGUCUACAAACUUAAAUACGAAAUUCCAUAGCCGCCUAUUAUGCCAAUUUCAAUGAAAUAUACUUUAUAGUUCGUUUUUUUAUAAACAGUUAUCCAAGUGUUGUCAAGUUGGUGUCAGCGUCAUAUGGUGAAUUUUACAUAUUAAAAUUGUCAGCAUUGCUUCUCAAUCACAUUUAAAUAUAUCGCAAGUCACACAUGACGGUAUUUUUGACAUAUAACAUAACCUCAGUGUUGACAGAACAAAAACAUAGAAUCCACCAGAU